Molecule: messenger RNA, 2781 nt
Organism: Bufo gargarizans (Asiatic toad)
Lineage: Eukaryota; Metazoa; Chordata; Amphibia; Anura; Bufonidae
Product: E3 ubiquitin/ISG15 ligase TRIM25-like
Exons: 2
Coding region: 118-1662 (514 amino acids)
Molecular function (GO): zinc ion binding; protein binding
Source: RefSeq, a predicted model, not a curated record
UGUGGGAGGCGUUUGUCUCCUGUUACUUUCUUUUUCUUCCUCUAUUUGACUUCUUAUCUGCACUGAACAGAAUCUGAAGGCGAUCCACGUCAGGGUCUUAAAAGAACAGACACAGACAUGACCUCUGCUGAUCUGUUGGAAGAAUUAAACUGCUCCAUCUGCCUGGGAAUUUAUACAGAUCCUGUCACCCUGAGAUGUGGCCACAACUUCUGCCGGGCCUGUAUCAAUCAGGUGCUGGAUACCCAGGAGCAGUCUGUAAAUUACUCCUGUCCUGAUUGCCGAGAAGAUUUUCAAGAACGUCCAACUCUGAGGAAAAACACAACUUUAAGUAACAUAGCUCAAUGCUUCUUGUUUACUCAACCUAAAGAGGUGCAAGCACCAAUCUUCUGCACCUACUGUAUCCAGUGUUCAGUGCCAGCCAUUAAAACCUGCCUGUUGUGUGAAGCGUCUCUGUGCGCGAGUCACCUGGUUGUCCACAACAAGUCGCCAGAACAUAUUUUAGCCGAACCCACCACUAACAUGGGUAGCAGAAAAUGUUCCAUCCACAAGAAGAUCCUGGAGUAUUACUGCACAAAGGACGCGACUCUUAUUUGUGUGGCUUGCAGGUUGGAUGGUGACCACAAGGGUCACAAAAUUAAAACAAUGAAAGAAGUCUCGGAUGAGAAAAAAGAGAGAUCAAGAAAGGUUUUGAGUAAUUUGACCACGAAAUGUAAAGAAAACGAGAAAAACAUUCAGAGACUUCAAAAGCACAAGAGAGAAGUACAACAAAAGGUCCACAAUGAAAUCGAUAAAGCAGCUGCAAUAUUUAAAGAUAUUAGAAGACGACUUGAGGAUGAGGAGAAAAAAGUAUUUAGUGAGAUCUACAGGCAAGGAGAGCAAGUGUCGGUCUCAGUCACUCAGUUUGUCAAGAAGCUUGAGAUGGAGAAGGAAAUGCUGACCUACAGGAUGGAUCACAUCACAAAACUGUGUAACAUGACCGAUCCAUUUAGUAUCCUACACGAGCAGGAACCCAACAAAGAUACAUCUGACACAAGUCAUGGCGACAUUGAUGACCUAGGUAAUGUGGAUGUAGGUCUUAUCUCAAAGAGAUUAUACACAGGUUUAUCUGAUUUUGUAGCUGGUGUGAAGACACAAACCCAUGGGCAAUAUGCUUUGGCUAUAUCUUUAGAUGUAAACACAGCUAGUGAGGACAUCGAUAUAUCAGGUGACUUAUCAACUAUAUCAAGGUCAGAAAUAAAACAGUAUCAUCCCAAGAGAUUUGAGUACUAUCCUCAAGUACUCAGCCUCAAGAGCUUCUCCUCUGGACUACACGCCUGGGAAGUGGAAACCAGUGAAUCGGGGACCUGGAGGAUCGGAGUCGGCUACGACAGUGUAGAAAGAAAAGGAGAUCACUCAUAUUUUGGAGAAAACACCAAGUCCUGGUGCUUGCGGAGAUACAAUAAUAAUCUGUAUUCAGUGCUACAUGACAGUAAGGAGAUGCAACUAAGUCACAAGGUCUCCUGUCACCGAUUGAGAAUAUGUCUGGAUUACGAGGGUGGGCAGCUGUCCUUUUUUGAGUUGACCAACCCUGUUACAUAUCUGCAUACCUUCACUGCCACCUUCACCGAGCCUUUACACGCUGCAUUUUGUGUAUGGGAUGACUGGGUUAGAAUACUAAAGUAGAAGGGUCACAUUUAUAACACUAAUCUGAGAAGACAUAAGCUUUAAAAAAAAAUAAAACAUUUAUUGUGCUGCCCAUUCAUUUAGCAGAAUUUUUAUCUGGUGCUUGUCACCCCCCCCUUUUCUGAGUAAUGUACUUUUUAUGAGCUACCAAUGCCUGGAGGGAGGAGAGUGACAACAGCUCUAUGCACAGUUGUAGCCAGGUCAAAUGGUUGUCACCUUUCCAUAACUACUCAACUGGCGUCCCACCAGACCAAGCCGAAAGUCAUCAUGCCAAUAGUAAUAAAUAUACUUUCAGUACAUGCACAUUUGGAUGUGUAUUGGGUGAUACAAACCCCAUGGUGGUGACCCUACACUGAAAUCUAAAAUCUAGACCAGCUGGCUGGAAAGAUGACCGUUAUUUCCCAGCUCCCUCCAAUUCACUAAAAAAGGAACCAAAUUCACCUAGACUUAGGGGAAUUUUUUUAAACGAGGGACCAGCUACACAGCCUCAUGGUUACAAAUCAUGAUCGCAACCAUGCUUUGGAGGUACAUCGUGUGAUUUACACUUAAUAGAGGCAAAGCUACUAGAAAAAGAAACCGCACUCCAUCCACAGUUGUAAUUCUAUCUACGAACCUCAUCUGCUUUAGACUUUGCUUUCUAUACAUUUUUUUUAUGAAAUCUCUUUGGUUUGUACUUUUAACUUUCAGUAAAUUUAGGGCUAAACUGAUCUGUGUGAGCGAGGCCUCAUUGUAGGGUGUACAUUAAAGGAGUCUUCCUGGAUCGGCUUUUUGUAGAUGGAAUUUCAGCUUAUCCCCAUUUAUAUGAACAGUGGAUUUGAAAACAAGGGUUUGUCCAAAAAUGUCAUUACAAAAGCCACCCCAAUGGGCCACACAGAUAGAAUUAGCUAUGGAGCACUCAAAGACCCUUCAGACCCAUAGGGAGUCCGUGUUCAGCCAUGUGGUACUUACCACAACCUCCAUGUACCCACAUAAAAAAUAUGAGGUACAGAGAUAUAGCAUAGGACUACAAUAGGCUACAGCUGCCAUAAUAGACCUAUGUACAACAUACGGCUGCAAGAAAAAGUAUGUGAACCAUUUGGAAUGAUAUGGAUUUCUGCACAAAUUGGUCAUAAAAUCUGA